Messenger RNA from Mirounga angustirostris (Northern elephant seal), 2494 nucleotides. RefSeq names its product lysyl oxidase like 1 (gene LOXL1). Gene Ontology annotation, biological process: collagen fibril organization; peptidyl-lysine oxidation. Bases 339 to 2174 code for a protein of 611 amino acids. The transcript has 8 exons. NCBI's taxonomy places the organism in Eukaryota, Metazoa, Chordata, Mammalia, Carnivora, Phocidae. Gene Ontology annotation, molecular function: copper ion binding; protein-lysine 6-oxidase activity. The record is from RefSeq and is a predicted model, not a curated record.
AGCCUGUUGCUUAUUCAUUCAGAGUGGGAAAGCGCCAGCCCAGCGGCCAGCCAGUACCGGGCUGGCCAUGUAAGGCCCCCAGGCAGUCCUGCCUGUCCGGUGCCCUGCAGAGAGCCUCGUGCAGCCCUGGGCACCGCCCCUGCCCUGCCCUGACCCCUUGGCCUCGAAAUGCUGUCAUCGGAGGAGCCGUCCCGCUCGGGACAAGGCCAGCAUGGACAAAGCUAGAGCUGGGGCAGGCAAGGAGCCGUCCUGUCCUCGAGGCCGUGGGAAGAGAAGCACGCACAGGAGUACACUCCUGAGAGCCUCUCGGUCCACCAGGCCUCUGCAGAGGGGCCACCAUGGCUCUAGCCCGAGCUGGCUGGCAGCUGGGGGCCCUGGUGUGGGGCGCCUGCCUCUGCGUCCUGGUGCACGGGCAGGAGGCGCGGCCGGGGCAGGGCUCGGGCCCGGGGCGCUGGCGGCAGCUGAUUCAGUGGGAGAACAACGGGCAGGUGUACAGCCUGCUCAACUCGGGCCCAGAGUACCUGCCGGCCGGGCCGCAGGGCACCGACAGUAGCUCCCGGGUGCUGCUGGCCGGCGCUCCCCAGGCCCCGCGGCGGCGCAGCCCAGGAGGCCUCCGGCGUCGGCAGGCCCCGUCGCUGCCCCUGCCCGGGCGCGUCGGCUCGGACACCGUGCGCGGCCAGGCGCGGCACCCGUUCGGCUUCGGCCAGGUGCCCGACAACUGGCGCGAGGUGGCCGUCGGGGACAGCACAGGCAUGGCCCGGGUCCGCACCUCCGUCUCCCAGCAACGACACGGGGGCUCCGCCUCCUCGGUCGCGGCCUCGGCCUUCGCCACCACCUACCGCCAGCCGCCCUCCUUCCCGCAGCAGUUCCCCUACCCGCAGGCGCCCUUCGUCAGCCAGUAUGAGACCUACGAGCCCGCGUCGCGGACCUACGACCAGGGCUACGUGUACUACCGCGGCGGCGGCGGCGGUAGCGCGGGGGCGGCGGCCGUGGCCUCGGCCGGGGUCGUCUACCCCUUCCAGCCGCGGGCGCGCUACGAGGAGUACGGCGGCGGCGAGGAGCAGCCCGAGUACCCGCCGCAGACCUUCUACCCGGCCCCGGAGAGGCCCUACGCGCCGCCGCCCGCCGACGGCCUGGACCGCCGCUACUCGCACAGCCUGUACCACGAGGGCACCGCCGGCUUCGAGCAGGCGCCCCCGGAGCCGGGCCCCGACGCGCCGCCCGCCGGCGGCGGCAGCUCCGCCGCCGACCCCCGCCUCGGCUGGUACCCGCCGUACGCCAACGUGCCGCCCGAGGCCUACGUCCCGCCGCGGGCCGUGGAGCCGCAGCCCCCCUUCCGCGUGCUGGAGCCGCCCUACCUGCCCGUGCGCAGCUCGGACGCGCCCCCGCCAGGUGGGGAGCGCGGCGGCGCGCAGCAGGGCCGCGUCAGCGUGGGCAGCGUGUACCGGCCCAACCAGAACGGCCGCGAUCAAGACGGAUCUAGUGGUGGGACAGACCGACGCGCGACCUGGAAUAGCACUGCCAGUCAGGGAGGACUUCCUGGAGCAGGAGGUCUCCCUGACUUGGUCCCGGACCCCAACUACGUGCAAGCCUCCACUUACGUGCAGAGAGCCCAUCUGUACUCACUGCGCUGUGCUGCGGAGGAGAAGUGUCUGGCCAGCACAGCCUACACCCCCGAGGCCACCGACUACGACGUGCGGGUGCUGCUACGCUUCCCCCAGCGCGUGAAGAACCAGGGCACCGCGGACUUCCUCCCGAACCGGCCACGGCACACGUGGGAGUGGCACAGCUGCCACCAACAUUACCACAGCAUGGAUGAGUUCAGCCACUAUGACCUGCUGGAUGCAGCCACAGGCAAGAAGGUGGCUGAGGGCCACAAGGCCAGCUUCUGCCUAGAGGACAGCACCUGUGACUUUGGCAACCUCAAGCGCUACGCGUGCACCUCUCACACACAGGGCCUGAGCCCCGGCUGCUAUGACACUUACAACGCGGACAUCGACUGCCAGUGGAUUGAUAUAACCGACGUGCAGCCCGGCAACUACAUCCUCAAGGUCCACGUGAACCCAAAGUACAUUGUGCUGGAGUCUGACUUCACCAACAACGUGGUGAGAUGCAACAUCCACUACACAGGUCGCUAUGUUUCUACAACAAACUGCAAAAUUGUCCAAUCCUGAUCUCGCAGAGGAUGGACAGGCGGCCAAUCUCCCCACUUCCCAAAGCCGGCCAGGCUCCCCAGGAAGCCUCCUGCCAGGACUGACCUGGCCCCCCCACCUACAGGCAGGGGCAGAUGGAAGCCACAGGCAUCCCUCCCUGCCGGCCUCAGGGAGCAAACGCAGACCGAAACCACAGGGAUUCCGGAUGCCAGGCCCAAUUUUGUACUUAACUCUUCUCGACAAUGGUAUUUUGUCGGUUGUUGGUUUUUAUUUUUUAUAUUUUGGCCAUAUCACAGAGCAAGAUUGCCCAGGCCUGGGCUGAAUAAAACAAGGUUUUUCUA